UCAUUUAUUCUUUCUAGUUGUGAAACCUAGUUCUGACAUGGCUGCGUAGGUGAAAAUCUUUAUUAUAUGGAGUCUCCAGUUUCCAUUCAAAUCCGCCGACAGCGCAAUAAUUUCCAACUCUUUAAGGCAAAGAUCCCACCAUCCUCUUAAAAACUGAACCCCCUCUCAAUGCUUCCAUAUUUAUGAGAUCUCUGCAAGUUUUUUUCUUCAAACCAAAAAAACAUGGUACAAACAAAGAAAUUCAGAGGUGUUCGGCAGCGUCAGUGGGGCUCUUGGGUAUCUGAGAUUCGCCAUCCUUUACUGAAAAGAAGGGUAUGGCUAGGCACGUUCGAGACGGCUGAGGCAGCGGCAAGAGCAUAUGACCAGGCUGCCAUUUUGAUGAAUGGACAAAAUGCCAAGACCAAUUUUCCUCCUGCUACUGCUCACAAAGAUGAUUCUCCAUUGCCUCCCAAGGCUCUUUCUGAGCUUCUCAAUGCUAAGCUCAAGAAAUGUUGCAAAGACCAGUCUCCAUCUCUUACUUGCCUCAGGCUUGACACUGAUAAUGCCCACAUUGGAGUUUGGCAAAAACGUGCAGGCACUCGUUCCAGUUCCAGUUGGGUCAUGAGGGUUAAUCUUGGGAAUAAGAAGACAACUACACCGCCAUCGGAAGAUGGACCGGCAUUAUCAUCGCCACCUAUAGCCGAUGAGAUUGAAGGGGAAAGUCACGUAUUGGGAGAAGAAGACAGGAUUGCACUGCAGAUGAUAGAAGAAUUACUCAAUUGGAAUUGUCCUAUGGUUUCAACUUCAAGUGGAGUUUAAAAAAAGCCAUAUCCAUAUAGCUUGCUCAUAAACACCAUUGAUCUCACUGUAAAACUGGUGCAAUAAGCAGUAUUUUUUUAUUUACCUGGUAACUGUGAAAUUUACUAUAUCAACAUAAAGCAAGCACCAAUGCCAGUGGCUUCAGGAACCUGAAUUACCCAUAUGCUUGAAUUGUCAACUUCUCCUUGUUCCCUACUUUUGUUACUAAUAUAUAGGUGUCUGUCAUGGUGGGGUAUGAAGCAGCAGCUAAUGCAAGGGUUAAUAGAUCAAAUGACCUUUUAAAUGUGUCUUAUUAAUAGGUUAAUGUUCUAAGUAGGGCUAAUUACAUCCGUUUAGCUAGCUGCUGGAAUAUUUAGGAUCUUGUAACGUAUUAGCAGGGCUAUGCUUUAUUAAUGAAUAAC
Messenger RNA from Gossypium arboreum, 1199 nucleotides. RefSeq names its product ethylene-responsive transcription factor SHINE 2-like. Gene Ontology annotation, biological process: regulation of DNA-templated transcription. Lineage: Eukaryota; Viridiplantae; Streptophyta; Magnoliopsida; Malvales; Malvaceae. The record is from RefSeq and is a predicted model, not a curated record. Gene Ontology annotation, molecular function: DNA-binding transcription factor activity; DNA binding. Bases 223 to 798 code for a protein of 191 amino acids. The transcript is spliced from 2 exons.